Molecule: messenger RNA, 2954 nt
Organism: Cygnus olor (mute swan)
Lineage: Eukaryota; Metazoa; Chordata; Aves; Anseriformes; Anatidae
Gene: MFGE8
Product: milk fat globule EGF and factor V/VIII domain containing
Exons: 9
Coding region: 87-1607 (506 amino acids)
Molecular function (GO): calcium ion binding
Source: RefSeq, a predicted model, not a curated record
CCCGCCCCGAGCCCCGCGGCGGAGCGGAGCAGGAGCGGAGCGGCUCGGCACGGCUCGGCACGGCUCGGCACGGCUCGGCACGCGGCAUGGAGCCGGCAAGGCGGUGGCGAGCGCUGCUCCUGCUGGGGCUGGGGCUCUCGCUGCUGCUGGUGGUGGCCGGUGAUUUCUGCAACGUAAACCACUGUCAGAACGGGGGCACCUGCCUGACCGGCAUCAACGAGGCCCCCUUCUUCUGCAUCUGCCCUGAAGGCUACGUUGGGAUUGACUGCAAUGAGACAGAGAAAGGCCCCUGCCACCCUAACCCUUGCCACAACAACGGCGAGUGCCAGUUGGUCCCAAAUCGAGGGGACGUCUUCACCGACUACAUCUGCAAGUGCCCCGCGGGGUACGACGGGGUGCACUGCCAGAACAACAAGAACGAGUGCUCCUCCCAGCCCUGCAAAAACGGAGGCACCUGCCUAGACCUGGAUGGCGACUACACCUGCAAGUGCCCUUCUCCCUUCUUCGGGAGGUCCUGCCACGUCCGUAAGUUCCUGGCACCCCUUGUCCCCAGGCAGGAGGCAGACGAGCCCCUGGUUCUGCUGCCUGGUCACGUAUGGCCCCUGCUCUCCCUCCCUCCCUCCCUCCCCGCGCCCCCAGGCUGUGCCGUUCCCCUGGGCAUGGAAGGAGGAGCCAUCUCGGACGCGCAGCUCUCGGCCUCCUCCGUCCACUACGGCUUCCUCGGCCUCCAGCGCUGGGGGCCAGAGCUCGCCCGCCUCAACAACCACGGCAUCGUCAAUGCCUGGACCUCCAGCAAUUACGACAAGAGCCCGUGGAUCCAGGCCAACCUGCUGAGGAAGAUGAGGCUGAGCGGCAUCGUCACGCAAGGCGCUCGCCGCGUGGGGAAGUCGGAGUACAUCCGCGCCUACAAAGUGGCCUACAGCCUGGACGGGAGGGAGUUCACCUUCUGCAAGGACGAGAAGCAGGACACGGACAAGGUUUUCCAGGGGAACGUGGACUAUGGCACCAUGCAGACCAACAUGUUCGACCCUCCCAUCACGGCCCAGUUCAUCCGCAUCUACCCCGUGGUGUGCCGCCGCGCCUGCACGCUGCGCUUCGAGCUCAUCGGCUGCGAGAUGAACGGUUGCUCGGAGCCUCUGGGCAUGAAAUCCCGCCUGAUCUCUGACCAGCAGAUCACAGCCUCCAGCGUCUUCAAGACGUGGGGCAUCGACGCCUUUACCUGGCACCCCCAUUACGCCCGCCUGGACAAGACGGGCAAGACCAACGCCUGGACGGCGCUGCACAACGGGCAGGCCGAGUGGCUGCAGAUCGACCUCCGGGACCCGAAGAAGGUGACGGGCAUCAUCACGCAAGGCGCCCGCGACUUCGGCCACAUCCAGUACGUGGCAGCCUACAAAGUGGCCUACAGUGACAACGGCACCUCCUGGACCGUGUACCGGGACAGCCAGACCAACAGCACCAAGAUCUUCCACGGCAACAGCGACAACUACUCGCACAAGAAGAACGUCUUCGACGUGCCCUUCUACGCCCGCUUCGUGCGCAUCCUGCCCGUGGCCUGGCACAACCGCAUCACGCUGCGCGUCGAGCUGCUGGGCUGCGACGAGUAGGCGCCGGGGCGGCGCGCAGAGCACCGACGGGGCUGCUCUUCCCCGCCGCCCGGCCCGCGCCCUGCCCGCCCCCGCGCACCUCCCGCUCCCACCUCAAGCCUCCCUCUCCCCCUCCCCGAAAAUUCGGGGGCGCUGCCUUUCGCCCUGGCUGGAUGGGGCUGGGGAGGCUCCCCCCGCCCUGCCUUGGCGCUGGGGCUGCAGCACUGCGCUUCGUGGGGCUGUUGUGGGUGGGAUGUGGGGAUGGGUCCUGCUCUUUUGCCCCGUGAGCUGGGAACGAGGGGCCCUUCUGCAGCUGGGGCUUGGCCGUAGGACCCCCCGCAAAUCCUGGAGCCAACUUUUCUGCCCCUUUUCGCUUCUGCUUCCAGCAGCGAGGCUACAGCCAGCAGCAGCGCCCUGCCUGCGCCACGCCAGAGCUCAGGGCUUGGCUGUUUUGGGGGGACCAAAACCAGCCCCCGCCGUCCCUCCUGCUCCCCGCACAGCUGCACGCAGGGGGCUGCAAACCCUCAGCUGGGUCCCCUGUCCCUUUCGCAAGGCCCCGAGUCCCCUUGCCGGUGGUGUCAGUGCUGCAUAGUGCGAGAGGAGUGAUGAGACGGGGGAGAGGCUGCUCCUAUCACAAAGUGCCGCGUCUCCUUGGCCGGCAGCUCUGCCCCCUGGGUCUGGCUUUUUGGCAGCCGAGAGCCCUCCCCAGCCCCCAGCCAGGCUGUUUUCCCCAAGGGAGCAAAUCCGGGGGUCUGCGGGGUGCGGGUGGUGGGGGCACCCUGCCCUCCUAAGGGGGGAGGUCUUGGGAAUUGUUUCUCUCCCCUUUGAUCACAUUCCCAGGGUGCCAGCACCAGCGUCCUCCAAGCCUCAGCAGUGCCACCGUCCCCUUUUAUUGGGGGGGCUGCAGGUCCCUCGCCCCCAGAGCCAAGCAGUGGCUGCCAUCUGCAGUGGGGACGGGGAGCUGGGCACGGGAUGCCGGGAGGAGCAGCAGCAGGCGGUGGCUGAGCGACCCAAGUGCAGUGGGCAGGCAGUCGCAUCCCUGACCCUUUUUGUAACCUGAUUUUUCCCUUUCUGUGCUGGAGGGGAGCCUCACGAUGCCGGAGCAGGCGGGAGUGGUAGUAGGAGAGGGGUGAGAGCUGACACUGCCAGGCAGGAGCGUGGCCAGGGGCUCAGGGCAGCGGCAGGACAAGCCCUCGCCUUGGGGCCGUGUCCCCAUGGGCAGCACUGGUGGCGAUGCUGUCCCCGUGUGCUGCGACGGGAAGCGGCCGCGGGGCCGGGCUGGCUUUGGAAAGCACCGAGGGGACCUGGCCCGUCUGGGGCUGGCCCUGCUGGGGUGUCACUGACAGUAUUAAAACCAGCUGAAACUUC